UCUUCAGGUGAAACUGGUAUCGGCAAGUCCACCCUGAUGGACACUCUGUUCAGCACCAACUUUGAAAACUUUGAGUCGUCUCACUUUGAGCCUGAGGUGCAGCUGCGGGCUCAAACCUACGACCUGCAGGAGAGUAACGUGCGACUGCGCCUCACCGUGGUUAACACGGUGGGAUUCGGAGACCAAAUGAACAAACAGGAGAGCUAUCAGCCGGUGGUGGACUAUAUCGACAGGCAGUUUGAGAGUUACCUGCAGGAGGAACUCAAAAUCAGGCGCUCCCUUUUCAACUACCACGACUCGCGGGUCCACGCCUGUCUGUAUUUCAUCUCC
Messenger RNA from Hippocampus comes (tiger tail seahorse), 330 nucleotides. Its product is annotated as septin-10-like. Gene Ontology annotation, molecular function: GTP binding. The annotation marks the transcript as partial. Lineage: Eukaryota; Metazoa; Chordata; Actinopteri; Syngnathiformes; Syngnathidae. The record is from RefSeq and is a predicted model, not a curated record. The transcript is spliced from 2 exons.